Pestalotiopsis fici W106-1 is the source of this 2199-nucleotide messenger RNA. RefSeq lists its product as uncharacterized. The transcript has 6 exons. The coding region runs from base 1 to 2199 and encodes 732 amino acids. NCBI's taxonomy places the organism in Eukaryota, Fungi, Ascomycota, Sordariomycetes, Amphisphaeriales, Sporocadaceae. The record is from RefSeq and is a predicted model, not a curated record.
AUGCUGCUACUUUCUUCCAUACCUCUGCACCUCUUGUUUAACUCCCUGAUCUUUCAGACAGAUCAGCGCGACUCGGAGUAUCAAUUGGCCAUUGCGAGCGAAGGCUUCUUCACUGGUGUUCCCUUCUACGUGCCGGGGGCGUCCCUGAACCCUCCCGGAUGGAUGACGACAUCGUCAGGCUUUUACGGGGGGGGUGGUUAUGGGCUCGGGGUGAUACUUCCCAGCAACAAUUCAUCAGUUUAUCACCGCAAUGUAUCUGCUAUGGCCUCCGAGGCACUAAUCUGGGAUAAUCUAACCGCUCAAGAGUGUUACAAUGAUUAUUUUUCAUGUGGGGGCAUUAAAGGACACCGCAAUGUGAUUGCUGUUGUGGAUCAAAAAGACGGAUGGAUCCGGGACGAAGUAUGGAAUUUAAUGGCAAAUCAGAGCGAGUUCUGGGACCCUAUAGUUCCAUCAAAUGAAACAAAUUCUCUCUGGUGGGCAGGACCAUGCGCGAUGAUGGCUGAGUACGUGAAAGAGGACGGCGUGGUCUGUCGCGACACAUGCACUUCUUCCUGGGGUCAUGAUGGAUACAUGGAUUCUCCAACCUCCAAGAAGACAAAUAACAGUCCUUGGGUGCUUUCUUUCUUUAACGACUCGAGAGUAAUGUGGUUGGUGAACAACACCAAAGGCCCCGACGGUACUUACCUUCACCAGGCCAGUCCGAAUGAGUAUACAAACGACAUUACCCCUGGAGCUUCCGAUUUGACUGUCAACUAUUGCUUAGCUGAGCCCAUCGACCACUUUUGUUACGUUAGCAUAUCAAAUGUCCUACUACUCGCAGUUACGAUAUGUGUGCUCGUCAAGACGAUGAUGGCUAUCAUUGUUACUGUUGUACUUGCCCGCCGCGAUCAGGCGCCACUCGUGACCAUGGGAGAUGCUGUCGUCUCUUUCAUUGAGCGUCCAGAUCGUACAACCGUGGGAAUAUGCACGAUUGGACAGCGAGAUAUCCGGGGGCACUCGAAUCAAUACCAGGCCACCCAACUGGCUGGGCCAAGAGCUUGGGCGGCGCGCGUGUCUCGUCGCUACAAAGUUGUACCAGUCUCGGUCUGGUUUACUAGUUAUGCAUUAUUUGCUUUGGGCGUUGGGGUGAUUUCUUAUUUUCUAAACAUGGCCAUGACCUUUUUGGACCACCACCUAACUGGUCAGGUCUUGGAAAGCGAUACAAACCCGUUUCUCGACUCAGAAUCUUGGAGCUUUGCAUCGGCUGUCUUAGUUGCUAACAGCCCGCAACUCUUGCUCUCAUUUUGCUACCUCGCUUACAACAACUUAUUCACAAGGCUACAAAUGGCGAAGGAGUGGGCAACCUACAGUCAGGGGUAUUAUCCGCUACGUGUCACCGAUCCCAAGGGCGAGCAAUUUUCAACAUACAGACUACAACUUCCAUACAAGUAUUCCAUACCACUCAUUGCCUGCAGUAUCCUGCUACAUUGGCUACUGUCAAACACCAUCUAUGUAUUUGUCUCUGCCGGGGGUUACUUUGACAAUGACCUUUUUACUUACCAACGUGGAUAUGAUUCCAGCCUCCCCGAUGGCACCAUUGUUUCAGUAGGCUACUCGACCUGGUCUCUGAUUGUAAUGUUGGCCGUCUCAGUCACGCUCGUCACCAUCCCAAUCGCCUUAUCCUUCAAAAAGCUACCCUCGGGCUCCUUGAUCGUGGGCAGCAACUCAAUGGCCAUUAGCGCUGCUUGUCAUGUAUCCUCAGUGUCCAACGUUGCAACAAGAGGGGCCUUGUACUCCAAUGAGUCGAUCAAGUCAAACCGAAGGUCAUGGAAAUGGCUCCCCUCGAGGCUUGAGGCACCGCCGCCGCCGUACUCUCCCUUGAAUGAUGCGCAAAAGGCGAGGCGUGACUCUUUACAAUAUGUACAGGGGGACGACCAGAGCCUCUUGACCCCUCAUGGCCGCCCAGAGAGCGAUCACUUCGAGAUGCGCGACUUGAGCAGACAUACCUCGCGGGCAAGUCUGCUCAGCGGCCGCGAGAGCCCCAUGACCAAGGAGGACGUGUACGAGCAGAUUGCCCGCAGUAAAGUGCGGUGGGGCGUCGUGACUAUGCCGCCAGAGUUCUAUGCCGAGUACGAGCAAGAACAGUCAUAUGGGCAUCUAAGCUUUGGCGUGGAGGAAGACGAGGUGACACCACCAGUUGACAAGGUAAAAUAUGCCUGA